Molecule: messenger RNA, 1071 nt
Organism: Microsporum canis CBS 113480
Lineage: Eukaryota; Fungi; Ascomycota; Eurotiomycetes; Onygenales; Arthrodermataceae
Product: glutathione S-transferase Gst3
Exons: 6
Coding region: 1-1071 (356 amino acids)
Cellular component (GO): cytoplasm
Molecular function (GO): glutathione transferase activity
Source: RefSeq, a predicted model, not a curated record
AUGUUCUCUCUCUUUCGGCCUGCAAACAUCUUCUGCGCCCUCAAGAACGCUUCGGUCCCGCUGAUGUCAGCCAAGAAUCUCUCAUCUCUAUCAACCAUGGCGACCGGAAACGAUGUCAAGAUCACGUCGUGGGUCAGCCCGGACGACAAGUCUGGGGAGUACAAGCGAGGACAGUCUGCGUUCAGGAAUUGGAUCUCCAAGAAACCAGGAGCUCAGUUUCCACCAGAGAAGGACAGAUAUCAUCUCUAUGUCUCCUAUGCCUGUCCAUGGGCUCAUAGAACCCUUAUUACCAGGAAACUGAAGGGGCUCGAGGACAUCGUCCCCUUCACUGCAGUCCAUUGGCACAUGGGAGAGAAAGGCUGGCGCUUCGUCACUCCCGAUGAGAAGCUUCCUGGUGAAAAUGUCACGGCAGAUCCGUUGAACAACUUCUCUCAUCUCCGUGAUAUCUAUUUCUCCGUCAACCCGGAAUACAAGGGCCGCUUCACGGUGCCGACUCUAUACGAUAAGAAGACGAAGCAGAUCGUCAGCAAUGAAAGCUCGGAAAUAAUUCGCAUGUUCUAUCAUGAAUUCGACGACCUGUUGGAUGACAAGUAUAAAUCCGUCGAUCCCCUACCUUCUGCAUUGGAGAAGGACAUUGACGCUGCGAACGAAUGGAUCUACGACACCGUGAACAACGGCGUGUAUAAGUGUGGAUUCGCAACUACUCAAGAAGCAUAUGAAAAGGCUAUGAAGCCGCUCUUCUCCUCGCUCGAUAGGAUUGAAUCCCACCUGGCCAAGACAUACUCCCCAUCUACCCCGUAUUAUUUUGGCAAAGACCUCACGGAAGUAGACAUCAGGCUGUUCACAACCAUUAUCCGCUUUGACCCGGUAUCUGGAUAUCCUGCUAUCCACCGGUGGGUCAGACACUUGUACUGGGACCACCCUGCGUUCGGAGAGACGACCCAGUUUGAACAUAUCAAGAAGCACUAUACCAAGAGUCACGGACAGAUUAACCAGUUUGCCAUUACUCCUGUUGGACCGGUGCCGGAUAUCAUGGGUAAGGAGGAAGAGGUCAACGCCGUGGGGAAGUGA